This is a messenger RNA of Apiotrichum porosum, 4314 nucleotides long. RefSeq lists its product as uncharacterized. Gene Ontology annotation, biological process: mRNA export from nucleus. Bases 1 to 4314 code for a protein of 1437 amino acids. Gene Ontology annotation, cellular component: cytoplasm; nucleus; transcription export complex 2. The record is from RefSeq and is a predicted model, not a curated record. The transcript is spliced from 4 exons. NCBI's taxonomy places the organism in Eukaryota, Fungi, Basidiomycota, Tremellomycetes, Trichosporonales, Trichosporonaceae.
AUGUCAGCCUUGGCAGCCGACCCCGACGGCGAUGACAGCCUCCAGAAGCAAGCAAGGCUUGCGGCGCGUGCUGCCCGCUUCAACAAUGUCCUUCCAGGCAACCGCUACAAGGAGCUCGAGCAGCUGCGAAGCAAAGAGCGCAAGGCAUUCUUGGAACAAGGUCUCAUCACCUCGGGCAAGACGCAGCUUGACGCCGCCAUCGACAUGCGCGGCUCAUGCGAGGGCAUGUGUUCCGAGUACGAGAUGGAGUUUCGCGAGUUUACAAAGGAGAUCCACCCCUUUGAGGCUACACCUCAGCGUCGAAUGGACCACUCCAAGGCGGUCGCGGCGUAUACAAGAUCGGACGCCGGAGCUGGCCAUGGUGAGGCUGCCAUUCUUCCCUCCGACUUGCGAACACCUGCUGCUCUGACCCGCUCGCUCGACUACUUGAUCAACCAGAUCAUGCCGCUCCAGCCCCCGCCAAACCCCAACGCCGUCAACCCUCCAGCGCCCACUGCGCGUCGGGCGUUGGGUUACACUGCCGGCUACAUUCGUGACCGCACUCGCGCAAUCCGCAAGGAAUUCGCCAUCCAGUCGUCGUGGGGACACGACGAGGCUAUUUCCUGCUUUGAGCGUAUUGCCCGAUGGCAUAUUCUUUGUCUGCGCGAGCUGCAAGAGGAGACCGGAUCCAACACCGACAUGCACAUUGACUCGGCCGAGCUGGGGCGCGCCUUCACCUCUCUUCGACAACACUACAACGACCGCAGGGAAGAGCUGCGCGUGGACAUGCCGUGCCCCAACGAGCCCGAGUUUAGGGCGUACAUGCUCAUCUACGAUCUGAACAACAAGUCGGUGUCGAUUCCCAUCUCGGAACUUCCUUCUGUCAUUCUCAACCACCCGCUCGUCCAACUGGCCUUCCAGAUCCGCCAGGCUGCCCAGCGCAACUUUGACAGCCAAAAGGAGGGUUCCAAGCUCAAUGCCGAGCUCGGUGCCAACCUCAUCACCCGCUUCGUUCGCCUUCUCAAGCAGGGCAAGGUGCCUUACCUGCUCUCCUGCCUCGUCGAAAUCCGGUUGCGUGAAAUGCGGCGCAGUGCCAUUCGCGCCUUGACACGCACGUACCCAAAGUUCAAGCAGGGACAAGGACCCACUCGCCAAAACGAAAACGGGGAGGUUGUGGAGCGCCGCAUGAUCCUCAUGGCCAUGCUAAACGGUCUCCUGGGUGCUGAGGAGCAAGAAGACGAGGAGACGGCUUGGGACGACGUGUUUCCGACAAGCAAGAAUCCCAAUGACGAGUCUGUCGACAUUGUGGAACGGUUCGGCAUCGAAGUGUACAAGGACCACACCGGCCCAGUCGGCGCAUUGAUUAACCACGGGUCCCGCUACAACGACAACAAAGACGCACCCUUCACCCGCCGCUGGAAGUUUAUCAGCCAAAAGAAGGGCACCUCGUCGUACUCGGAUGUCGUCAAUGGCCGCGCCGGUGUCGCCGUGGACGGCGGUGCGGCUACUGCUGCGGUCACUACCACAUCGACUUGGCAGCCUCCGCCCAAGGUCACACCGCCAGUUCAACGUGCGCCAGUCGUUCCUGUUGUCAGUGCACCUACUGUCACGUCUACAAACGGUGCCGCUGCAGGAGCUUUUGCAAAGGGUGGUGCUUUUACCGGCGGCAGUGCCUUUGCCGCUCCGUCUGGUAGUUCUACUGGUGCAUUCUCCAACGGCUCUGCAUUCUCAAAGGGCAGCGCUUUUGCCAAUGGCUCUGCUGCCCCCACCACCCAGGGCCCAAGUGCCUUCUCCCAACCCACCAAGACUCCUCCUGCUGUUGGCGCAUUUGCAUUCAACAACAAAGGUGGUAGUGCCUUUGCCCCGAGCGGUGGGUUUACCCCUCCUGCAGUCGAGCAGCCCAAGCCCACUCCUCCUGCUACACCAUCUGUCACCAUCUCUGCCCCACCAUCUACUACCCCGGUGGCCACGCCUCCAGCCAUUCCGAGCUUCUUCGGAAAGAAAGAGGCUCCGGCCCCAUCCACAACGCCAAAGGCUCCCCCACCGUCCGUCUUCCCUUCAUUCUCCAAGGUGCAGCCGCCCCCAGCAGCAAAGGUUCCCACUCUCUUUGACGACACGGCAACAGCUCGCCCAUCAAAACGAAAGACUGUUGUGUCCACGCCGUCCAUCUCCGCCCCUAAUCCCAGCUUCUUCCCCUCCGCAGCACCGCCCACAGGACCUACUGCCGCCCCUCCGCCCGCCCAAGCAUCACCACCGACUUUUUCAGCUCCCACUUUUGCGCCACGACCAUCACCUUUGGCCCAGCCCGUCAAGAAGGCGGUGGUCAAGCCUCCUACCAAGCCCGAGAUCCCCAAAAUCAAAAUCUCGCGCGAUGUGAUGAGGCUGUUACCGUCUCAGCUCCGCGACCGCCUUGUCGAACAAGUCGUCGCCAACAUGGUUCAGGAUCGCAUGCCCAUGCUCGAAAAGAUCAACCACGAGCGUGUGUUGGCCCACGAAUAUGUCGAGGAGCGCAAGACUCGACAAGAGGUGCUUCAACGCGCGGCACCGGUCAUCUGCCAGACCAUGCUCAACGACUACAUUGCAGUCCUCGCCAAGGAAAUGUACGAGCGUGAAAAGCGGAUCCGCGCCAGAGUCAAAGACGCGGCCCUUCACUGGCGUCGAUGGGCAGCGCGGCGCUUGAGGGAGCGCGAGCAGUUCAUUGCCAAGCGGGAACGCAACUUUGCAAUGUUGUCUGGCCAGGGUCUUUCGCGUUCCAUGGCCUCGUUUGACUCAAAGUUGCUCGACGUCUCGCGGAGACAAUCCGUCGCAUCCUUGGGGUCGGUGUCAAUGUCGCGCGCACCGUCGGCCCUCAGCUCUUCCUCGGCUAUGGGAUCGACCAUGCCAGAGGUCGAGAUAGUUCUGGAACUGCACCAAGCCGAGAACGCAAGGUUGCGGCUGUUUGAAAAGACGUCGUUCCUCCACGACAUUGCCCGACAUGUUGCUCCCCUCAUUCAGCCAAGCGAGGAGGACCCGGAACCCUUGUGGGAGACCAUUCUCCUCACCGCUGAGCACUCUGGAACACCCGCCAAUGCCCAGGCGCGGCAAUGGCUUGCGUCCAAGUUUAUCCCCAAGGCAGAGGAGCUCCACUCGGACGGCGUCGACUUUAUCGCCUCGACCGCGGAUGUUCAUGGCGAUCUGCCUGGAUCCGUCGACACGGGCUUGUUCGUCUUUGAAGCGCCUCUGGAAACCUUCAACAGCCGGUCCAUGGAAUUCAACGCCGACGACGCCAACGACCGUCUUGCUGCUGCUUCGGGUAGGCUGCAGCAAGGUGCGCGUUACCACUCGGCGCUACUGCUUCUGACAUGGCAAGACGAGUCCUUUGACGAGUUGGUCGAGCGUCUGCAGAUCCAGGAUGCUGUCGCCGAGUUUGAGCACGUCGACCUUGUCUGCAUCGACGGCAUGGAGGACCUCGACGACCGAUUUGCACGUGCCGUGCGCGCACUCGUCCCGCGCGAGCCGCGUAAAAAGCACGUUGUUCUCCCGAUGGUGAAUGUGGUCUAUCAGCUCGAGCAACCGUGGACCGACUAUGUCCUCCUUGUCGCCAACAUCUUGGCACAGUUUCCGUCAAACGGCAAGCUCAUCGCCACCGUGGUCACCGAGACACUCACGGCGCUGUCUGCAGUGCGGGAAUCGAUCCAAGCCGAAAUUGACGACUUGCCCGUGAGCCAUUUGUCGACAUACGACGCUACACCGCUGCCACCGCUGGACAUCCAGGCGACCGACAUUCCUGGUGUAGUCACGGCCUUGUCAGAGUACCUCUCCUUGCCAAUCUUUGGCGGGGUGGACGACAUUGCCCUAGCUGUUGGGCCACUGCGUCUCGGUGCUGUCAACGGAACGCCGCUCCCGAUCCUUCCGGUCCUGCAUGCACUCAGCAACGUCGUGUUCAGCCAGCUGGAGCGCCAAACCCUCAAGUUGGACCAGUGGUUCGUCCCGCCUCACCACGGACACGCAACGGGUCAGCUGGCCUCAAGAAUGUGUCAGACCAUGUUCAAGGCGUUCCACGCCGCUUCCAACCGUGUCGCAGCCGCCCGCAGCUCUGCACAAGCGCAAGCCGAGGCGCGUCUCAAGCAAGAACAGCAGGCAAAGCUCGCCCUCGCCAAGCGCACACCAUUGCCGCCAUCCCCUCCCAAGGCCUCGCAAAGGAACAAGGGCACCAAACGCAGUAUCGACGAGACUGGCUCGCCAGCAAGCAAGUCUGCAAAGACCGCACGCUUACUCCACAUGCUGGCCGAGGUCAAGUCGACCAUGAACCAACUCGACGCGGGCAUGUCCGUCGAGUGGCAGCGAGUAGAGUAG